Messenger RNA from Prorocentrum cordatum, 888 nucleotides. The record is from the annotation of a GenBank genome assembly. Lineage: Eukaryota; Dinophyceae; Prorocentrales; Prorocentraceae.
GGGGGCGCGGCCGCCGCGGGGCGGCGGCGGCCGCGGCUGCCGCGGCCGCGGGGACGGCGCGAGGUUGGCCGCGAGGCGCCUCGGCGGGGCGUGGCGAUGGCUGGGGAGUCUCCGUCCGUCUUCGCGCAGCUCCUGCGGCCCGGGCAGCCGCGCGGCCAGGACCGGGGGACUCCGUCUUCGCGCCCCCGGCCCCGGGGCACUCGCAGCCGCCGCCCCUGCCACCCCCGGCGCCGCCGCUCCAAGCGCCAGCGCCGCCCCGGCAAGCCGACGCCCAGCCGCCGCCCGCGGACCUGCCGGUGGCGCUCCGGCAGGCGCUGGAGCGCCUGGGGCCCGAGGGCGGCGCGCACGACGCGGAGAAGAAGUCCUCCCUGCGCUCGCGCUUCGAGGAGGUCCUCAGGGAGGUGGACGAGCUGGAGUGCCAGCGCGACGCGCUCAAGGCCGACAACCGGAGGCUGCGCGACAAGGUCGCGGGCCUGACGGACGAGCGGAAGAAGCAGGACAGCGAGAUCGAGGAGAGCUGCGCAGGGAGCGGAAGCGGCACGGCGAGGCGGAGGAGCGGCUGAAGGGCCUGCUCGAGGAGGACGGAAGAGAGCGCUGCGGGAGAAGCACGAGGCGCUCAGCGCACUGCAGGAGAGGAGAAGCGGCAGGCCCUCGCCUCCGCCGCCAGCGCCCUCAGUGCCUCGCAGCGCCCGGCGCCGCCGGGGCCCCCGCCCCAGGCGCCGGCGGCGCAGGCGCCGGCGCCGAGGCCGGCGGGUGCCUCUCCAGCCCGCAAGCGAAGCUCAAGCUCGUCGUCUUCCCGCCGCAGGGGCGCCUCCCGCAGCCGCCGCUCGCGCAGCAGCAGCAGCCGCCGCGGCGGGCGCGGGGGCCGCGCGGCGCGGAGCCGCACAG